AGCUUUUUAUGAAGAAAUCUCCCAUGAUUCAGUUAAAAAGACUGUAGAAUUCUGCAUUGAUUUGAAAGAUUGGGCAGAGGCUUCUAGUUGGAUUGAUGAAUUCUGUUUGAUGAACUACUUCAGCUUUGUAGUUGAAUCCACCAAGAAACCAACAAAAUUUACACUGUACAAAAAAUAUUUCAGGUUUGUUUAUGACAAAAUUUGCACGGUAAAAAAAAGUAAUUCAGUUUUUGUUUAUAACCAAAUUUACACUGUACAAAAAGUAUUUCAGUUUUUGAUUAUAAAAAAAAAUUACACUAUGCAAAGACUUUUCAGUUUUUGUUUAUAACAAAAUUUACACUAUACAAAAAAAAUUAACAGAAAAUCAACUGACACAAUACAGAAAUGUAACACUGCCAAUGUCUCUUUUAAGUCAGCUUCUAUAUGUACCCCAAAGAGGAGUGUUCUUUUUUAAUAUUAGCAUCUGCAUUACUUACAAUGCUGCUGAAUAAAACCUAAAUUGUAUCUAUAAAUGCAGUUAUAAAUAGGUAUUUAAUAUAAAUAUUCAGUCAUUUAUCAAGUAUGAAAAAUUCAUUUUUCAAAUGUUACAAAUUCAUUUUUAAAAUGCUAAAAAGUCAUUUACCGGGUAUCAAAUGUUAAAAAGAAAUAAACAAAGUUACCCGAGCCAGACUUGCGGUAGUGUAAAAUAAAGUACUUAAGUUGAACACCUUUAACCUUCGUCUUCACUUGCAGGUGUGCCCACAAUCCUCGAAAUAAAGGCAAGACAUUGAACAGUGGCUGCUCUGCAAAUAUGAUUGUCACUGGCAGACUAGCCAACAAGAAGUGAGUUGAGUAGCUUUUAUUGUGGUAUAUGAGAACAUUAAAAGUUAAUGGGUGUGUACAACAGUCUGCUGCCAGACAAGUAAUAAUCUGUUCGGUGCUUGUCUGUUCUAGAAAAAAAAUGUCAAUAUAUUUGAAUAUUGUUGAUAUUAUUUUGACAUUUUAAAAAAAUGGUUUGGUGGAAUAGUCAAAGUAUAACAACCGGUUUUAAGUAAGACAAAGCAGAUUUAAAUGUUUGACAAAAAAGUGUGUUCUUCUGUGAACAUUCUAUUUACAAAAUACCUUAAUCUAUGAAGGAUGGCAAUAACCUGUUAGACAGGAGGAAAAAUAUCUGAACAUGCAGAUAACCCCAGCAAAGCUUGUGUCAUAUACUCUAGCAUACUUAAUCUUAAUUGUUCUUAUAUUGAAACAACUUUGAAUAUUUAAUUUAUAUGAUUUUGAAGAUGAGACUGUUUAACACGCUUAAGCUUAAAAAAAUAAAAUGUGGUAGUUAUGAAUACAUCAUACUGGAAAGUAAUUUUUUUCAUUUGCAUUACCAUACACAGAGUUAAAGAUCUUUUUAAACAUUUUAUUGUACAAUAUGGAAUACAUCUGUUGAAUUCCAUUUCAUUUCCCUCUCAGGUUAAAAACCAGGUAUCCUUGCGUAGUUGAGCUUUUUUAUAAACACAAUCACCAACUGCGAAGUACAGAAGCUCUUCAAAAUCGUCCCGUUUGCAUUGAGACACAAGAAAGCCUGACAAGGCUGCUCCAAAACCAUGGGGCCAAGGAAGCAUUAGAGAAACUAAAGAUUGGGUAUGGUAAAAGACUGGAUGAGAUCUGUCAUGACACAGCAUACUGUCCCAAUCUUCAAUACGUUUAUACGUAGGUACACCUUGGAUUGUUUUGACUGAAAUUCAUUGCAAAGAAAUCUAUUGCUACUUGUGAUUUCUCUUCAAAAUUUGAACCAAAGGCUUCUAGGACAUAUUUUGAUUCUGGAUCAGGUGUAAAAAUUAAUAGGAUAUUACUUGGUGACUUAUAGAGCAUAUCUGUGAUAAAUUGUUACUCAUGUGUUUAAAAACUGAGUUUAGGUUGGACAAUAAUUUUAUACGUUAACUUUCAAUAAUGGAAUAACGGGAAUCUAAAAAUAGAUAUUAUAGGGGAAAAUUUUGCUCUGCAAGGCAUUGACUCAUUGACAGACCUGUUUACUCUUACGAUUUGGCGUACAAAGUAUGAUUUUUUGAUGAUAUUGUACGAUUUUAACAGUUUGAGGGUAAAUAGGUCUUCAUUGACUAGAUCUAAUUGAUGUGUUUCAGGGAAAUAUUAUUCUAUCAAGAAAAUUGCUUUAAACAUUUUAAAUAAAUGGAAUUCACUACUACAGGCCCUCUGUAAUUAUUUCUCAUUGUCACUAUAUUUUUUGCAUUCAUUUAUGUUAAAUUUUUCAUGUUCCCAUAGACUACAGAGGCAGCUAAAAAAUUCAGAAGCUAACAAAACUAGGAUACGUCGUUGGAUUCAACAUGAAUUCAAAAAACCUGCUGCAGUCAUUGAAGAAGGAGAUGACAACUCUGUCGAAACUGCGGAUGAAUAUUCCGAACAUGAUAGAUUCAACUACGAGGACCCUGGAAGAGAUGGGCUCUUUGACAGUAAUGCAGAUCUGGCAUUUAACAGGGGAAUAAUCAAUGUUAAACAAAAGAUAGUUAAUUACUGUGACGGCCUGGUACGAAAACUGAAGACGAUGCCACAUGCUGGCAGUUACAUUGAAGCAAUGUUAGAGUUGCUCCCAAACCCAAGCCUGACAGAUUCUCAGUUUGAAUCGCAAUUGGAAACUCUGUUAAGUUCUUUUCCAAGGUAG
Messenger RNA from Lymnaea stagnalis (great pond snail), 2647 nucleotides. Lineage: Eukaryota; Metazoa; Mollusca; Gastropoda; Lymnaeidae. The record is from the annotation of a GenBank genome assembly.